Messenger RNA from Alnus glutinosa, 4272 nucleotides. RefSeq lists its product as uncharacterized. The record is from RefSeq and is a predicted model, not a curated record. The transcript has 3 exons. NCBI's taxonomy places the organism in Eukaryota, Viridiplantae, Streptophyta, Magnoliopsida, Fagales, Betulaceae. The coding region runs from base 432 to 3899 and encodes 1155 amino acids.
CUGUCCUUUUCACAUCGAAAGAAAAAAAAAAAUCUGCUUCACUUUCUCUCUUCCCGCUACUCUUUCCCUCUCAACCCAAAUUAUAAACCACAGCUUCAAGUCCUCUCUCACUCUCUCUCUGCGUGGAAUCGCUUUCUUCUCUGUAAGGUCUGAAAUCCAGGGUGUGAGGCUCUGGGGCUCAGAUUGUACUGUGAAUCACUGGGGUUGCUAAGAAACUUUUGGCUCUGAAGGGCCAAUGUGUAGUGUCUAAUCUGUUUAGUGGCUGUCGCUGCUUCAUGUUGCUUUGGUGGUUGUUACUGGGAUGGUGGGAUGAGGAUUUUGGAUGAUUGUUGGAUUGUGAAGAGACAGGGCAAGGGAAUUUGCCCUUUUGUGGUUCAUAUAGUUUAUUUUAUAUAAUCUAGGUGAUUAAUUCAUUGAAUUUCAAACCAAUCAUGGAGUGCAACAAAGAUGAGGCCAUCAGGGCUAAGGGGAUUGCAGAGAAGAGGAUGCAGAGCAGCGAUUUUGAAGGGGCUAUGAAGAUUGCAAAGAAGGCUCAGCAGCUGUUUCCUGAGCUUGAGAACAUGUCUCAAUUGCUUGCAGUCUGUGAGGUUCACUGCUCUGCACUAAACAAAUUAUAUGGGUCAGGAAUGGACUGGUAUAGAAUUCUUCAGACUGAAAAAUCGGCUGAUGAGGCAACCAUCAAGAAACAGUACAGAAAGCUAGCACUGUUACUUCACCCUGAUAAGAAUCAACUUGCUGGUGCGGAGGCUGCUUUCAAGCUAGUUGGGGAAGCACAUAGGGUGCUCACAGACCAGGCAAAACGUUCUUUAUAUGACAUGAAAUAUACAUGCUCAUUAAAACCUACUGCACCAAUGCCACCACCCCCUCAGUCGAAUAAGAACUCAUUUGUCACAAAACAGCCUAGGGUGGAAAAUAAUCUUCAUAGCUUUCCUCAUCCAUAUACAAAUUUGGGGCAUUAUCAGCGGGUAGCACCACAGCAGACAUUCUGGACAUGCUGCAUCAAUUGCAAUAUAUGGUAUGAAUAUCAUAAAGAUUAUGUGAAUAAACGGUUAUGUUGUCAAAGUUGCUUAAAAUCCUUUAUUGCCCAUGACUUGGGUACUCAAGGUGUGCCAAAAGGAAAUCCCUGCCAUCGAUCUCCCAAUCAGAAAGUAGCUUCAAAUCAGGGGCCGUCCAAAGUAACCUCACAAAUUGAUGGUAGAAAGCCAUCCGCUAUGAGAUUUCCAGAUAGAUUUGUCGGGUUAGAUCCAUUUUCAAAGGCAGGAGGUACUGCUCAGGUUCACGGGGGUUCUAAAACUGAAGUGGAAGCAGAUCGACAUGUGGAUGUGGGAAGGGGAAAGGAAGGUGUUGAAGUGCCCAAGUCAAAUGCAGCAAAGUCCAGCAAACCAGGAUUAUCAAAAAAUGGAAGCAGGAAGAGGAGGAAGUCGGCUUUGGAAUCCAGUGAAAGCUAUGAGGCUGGAAGCAGUGAUGCCAAUGACAAAGGUGUGAGUAUUCACAAAUAUGGUAGCAAUCCUUCUGGAAAGAAUUCUAGAAAUGAUAGGAGAUUGUCAAGACAAAAGCAAAAUGUUUCUUGCCAGGAAAAUCUUAAUGCUGAUGAUGAUGAUUUUGUGAAUCCUCCCAAGCGGGGAUGUAGAUCAUUCAGUAUCAGUGAUGAGGAGAUGAAAGAAGCAGCUGUGGAUGGAGGGGUAUGUAACAAUGAUAAUUCAGCUCCUUAUGCAGCUGAGGAUAGACAUAGGAAAGAGGUCAAGCAAAAAGCAAAUGCCCCUGAAGAAAGUUUGCUAAACAAAAAGAGCAAAACCGGUAAAUAUGACACAGAAAGAGAAGAAGCAGCUACUUCAGAUCGUGACGAUUCGAAGUCCAAAGCUGGCGAUAUGCCUGAAGCGAAAUCUGUCGGUAGCAUUGAAGUUGCCGAUCCAGAGUUCAGUGAUUUUGAGACUUGUAAGAAAGAAAACUGCUUUGUUGUUAAUCAAACAUGGGCUAUGUAUGAUCCAAUAGAUAGCAUGCCGAGAUUUUAUGCUCGUGUCAAGAAAGUGUUUUCCCUUGGUUUUAAGCUGCAUAUCACAUGGUUGGAGGCUGAUCCACAUGACCAAGGCGAAAUUGAUUGGCUUAGUGCGGAUUUGCCUAUUGCAUGUGGUAAGUACAGACUUGGUGCCACUGAAGAAACUGUCGAUCGUCUUAUGUUUUCUCAUCAGAUGCAGUGUAUAAAAGGCAGUGAUAGAGUUUCUUACCUGAUAUAUCCUAGAAAGGGUGAAACGUGGGCCCUCUUUAAAGAUUGGGAUAUUAGAUGGAGUUCUGACCCAGAAAAGCAUUUGCCAUUCAAAUUUGAGUUUGUGGAAGUCCUCUCAGAUUUUGAGGAUGUUGGCAUUAAGGUUGCGUAUUUGGGAAAGUUGAAGGGGUUUGUUAGCCUGUUUCAGCGAACUGAGAAGCAUGGAACUGUUUCAUUUCAAGUUCCAGUUAAAGAGCUAUAUAGAUUUUCGCAUCGAAUACCAUCCUUCAGAAUGACCGGGGAGGAAAAAGAAGGUGUUCCCAAAGGAUCUUUUGAACUCGAUCCUGCUUCUCUGCCUACUGAUCUUGACAAGCAUGAUGAUCCUGGUGUUGUGAAGAUGGAGAAUGGACACAUGGAUGCUGAAUUCAGUGGUUUGUAUUGCAAGUCCUCAGAAAAUAAAGUGGAACAUGUUAUGGGUUCUGACGGAAUUGAACCAAAACGAGAGACACCAAUGCUUAAAAGGUCAUCAAGACAGUCAAACGGCACACAUACAAAUCAUGCUGAAGUAGAUGCCAGUCGAUGUAUAGCUAAAGAGGGUGCUAGUAAAGAAAAUAGCCAUUGUGACCUCGCUCAGCCCAAAGGAAUGGCUACUUCAUGUCAGGCUGAUAAGGAUAUCAACACACCAAAAAAAUUCCAGACACCAAAUAAGCAGGAGAAGCAAGAUAUCGAAAGACAAUCCUUAAAUCUUAGAAGAUCACCAAGGAAUUUAAGCAAGAAAAAUAGUCAAGUAAAUGAACCUCAAUCCACAAAUGAGGAGGGAACUUUUAAGCAUUCAGAUGAUGACAAAGAAGAAAACCAAUGCAGCCUCACCAAGUCCAAAGGCAGUGUUUCUUGUCAGUUUGAUGAGAAAAUGCAUUUAGAUGCGAAGUACCAUUCUUUCAAUAGUUUCACGAAAAGCCCUGGUGUCUCUCCACCCAUGACUUCAGGUUGCAAAAUUUCAGAAGCUGAGCCCAACUACUUUAAUGGCCAAAAGUCAGAAGAGAACUUUCAGCUUGAUCAGAUAUGGGCAAUAUAUAGUGAAAGGGAUGGUAUGCCUAAGAACUAUGCACAAGUUAAGAAGAUUGAAUCUACCCCUGAGUUCAGAUUGCAUGUGGCUUUGCUUAAACCCUGUUCAUUGCCGAAAGACACAAGUCAGUCAGUUUGUUGUGGGUUGUUCAAGGUAAAAAAUGGAAAGACUAAGGUCCUUUCCCGCUCUGCAUUUUCUCACCGAUUAAGAGCUGAAUCCACUGGUGAGAACAUAUACAAAAUUCACCCUAGGAAAGGUGAGGUUUGGGCAUUAUACAAGAACCUGAACUUCAAGGUGACAUGUUCUGACACGAGGAAGGGAGAAUGUGACAUAGUGGAGGUGCUAGAAGCUAAUGACCAGAGCACAGAUAUUGUUGUUUUGUCACCUCUUAGUGGGUUUACAUCAGUUUUCAAGUCUCCAAGAAUCCAGAGAUCAAAAUCUGGUAUGAUUGGUAUACCGCAUGUUGAGAUUGCCAGAUUCUCCCAUCAGAUUCCUGCUUUCCAGCACUUGGGGGAAAAAGAUAGUCGCCUGAUGGGCUGUUGGGAGCUUGAUCCUGCUGCAGUUCCUCGUUAUUAUCUGUCUAGAGUGAAUCAGCAAUGCAGUACUGUUUAUACAUCGUAUGUCCGCUAACACAAGUGUAAGCAGACACUUGUGCCACAAUGCACCAUGUGAAAAACGAAAUGAGUUUAGGAGAAACAGUCAAGUUUGAUUAUUCUCUUUUGUCUGUAACCGUGGGAAGCUUCAAAAGUCAACUUUUGUCAGUCCAGAUUUAUCCCAGUCUCCCAGUCUCCCAGAAGAGGUGGUUUUUUGGCUAGUUUCUGAUACACCUUGUUCUGUUUUUUUUUUUCCUUGCAAUGUAUCUUGGCCUUUUGGAUGUAGACAUGUAGUGUCUGGCUGGAGUAUUAGCCGAGUUGUCCUUGAUGUAACUCCCAACUUUAAAUUCAGGAUAUUUCUCUGUGUGCAGUAUUUAAUAUGCCUAUUUCUAAAGCAACUUUGGAAACAA